This is a messenger RNA of Penicillium malachiteum, 2451 nucleotides long. RefSeq lists its product as uncharacterized. The record is from RefSeq and is a predicted model, not a curated record. The transcript has a single exon. Lineage: Eukaryota; Fungi; Ascomycota; Eurotiomycetes; Eurotiales; Aspergillaceae. Bases 1 to 2451 code for a protein of 816 amino acids.
AUGUCCAGUAUCGACUACAACAACGUGCUUGGAGUCCCUGGGAAGAGGAGUCAGGAUUUUCAGUCAAAUGAGGAUGUUUCAGAGCUUUCGGACCCCUUCGAUGAUGAGAGUGAAAAGUUGAAUGUCACCAAGAGACGCGUGUUCACUGAGCCUCUUCCUGCGGACAUGACUACACCCAAAUUUGCCAGCCCUCGCGACACCAAUCCCAUGAACACCAGAAUGUUUACACCGGACCCUUUUGACAUGGGCCUUCCCGAUACGGGCCUUCCUGACGCAAGCUCUGAGGAUGCCAAUCGUUCGGGACCCACUAAAGGCAAAAAGCUGUCUCGCUUUGCAAUUCUACGAGCCAAGCUUAGUACGAAGGAUUUGCACAAAGAGAGCGCAAAACAAGAAUUUGCUUCCAAUGCGGCAAAGCCUGCCAUGCCAGCUCAUCGAGCUUUCACAGGUAGCGGGAUACCCAGCCCCUCUUUUAAUCUCCACGGAAACAAAGCAAAGCAGCCCUUGAACCCGGCCAGAACCCAGAAAAUAUCAGCACCCACUCUCAUACCAUCUUUGACGAGUGGCCAAAUUCCUCAAAAUGCGCGAAGAAUACCUGUUCCCCCACCUGGAAUGCUUUCCAAUCUUCAUGGAACAUCAAGCCAGAGUCGUCGAAGCAGUGCGAUAGAAAGCCAGGCCAAGACUCAGUCCGAGUUCACCAAAGAAAAGCCUGAGUCGGUAGCUAAGAUGGCAAAUCGAACACUCUUUCAGAAGCGCCCAGGAAAUGUUGCAGCUCCUCUUUCAAUUGGAGCUGCCUUGAAGAAACCAUUACCCGCAAAACCGGUCUCUCCAUCGGAUACUCCUGUCUCUAAAGCUUUGCCGCCUAAAGCACGUCAAGUUGUCGAGGGAGAGGAAAAGCUCAAGUCUCUUCCAAAGAGUGAGUCAAAGCGUUGGUCAGGAAAGUUGCAGCUCCCAACUUCCAAGAAUGAAUCUCCUCAGACCCCAAAUCAGAAGGGUUCGAAAUUCCUUACACGCCUGGAGAAGCCGGAGACCCCAUCCAACACACCGAAGAGUGUCGAUCUGCAAAGUCGCAACACAACUGUUCAAACUCAAAUUGAUGACAUUAAGGACAAACUCCAAUCAAUCCAGCGUCAGUUAGAUUCUGGGGCAGCUAACAUGAGUCGAAAAGUCGAAGAUCUUUCGACUUGGGUUGGUGAUCACCUCAAGAAUCAAAGCGAAGCCACCUCGGACCUAAACCGUACCAACGCCGAUCUAAUUGCGAAGCAUUCUCAGAUGUCCCGUGAAAUAUUGAAAUUUCAACUUGACGUCCGACUCGAUAUCGGUAACAUGGAUCGGAGAUUGUCAAUUUUUGAAAACAAGGUUCUGGAUGAUCUACAGAACGAAGUUCGAUCUCUGGCGCGGGUGUGCGAAGAACUGAAUGAGAAAACUGAGCUACUGAUGGAGAAAUGUGCUUUCGACGGUACCCAGAGCUUCAUAGAACAACAGGAGGAGAAAAUCAAGGAUAUCGAGUUACAGAUUGCCUAUUUGAAGGACCGCUCGGCCAACGUGACCUCUCAUGAAAUCGCUCCUUUCCCAGCAGCACGACAGGUCCCAUCGCGCCCAAGCCUCUCUAGCCAUGGGAGCAUCGAGCCUCUGAUUAGACAAGUGAGGCCCAUACCUUCAAUUCCAUCGGAACCUAUUCAGGAAAGUCCCGACCGCCCUCGGGCUCCUUCCAUGUCAGAGAACAAGCCGCUCGGCAUGUUUCCACGCAGCGUCUCGGUGACUGGAAAGGGUUUCCUGAAAGGCAUCAAGGAUAUUGCCUCCAGCUCUCCAGAUGCGACCAAGGAGAAGAGUAUUGAGAAAACCAAGAAUAACGAGGAUGCUAAGAAAUGGAACAUGUUUGGACUGCGCCGUCGACGAGAUUUCAGCGAUAACUCUGCCAAGUUCGGUUGGUCUCCUCGUCCACGUCGGGCAAAAGAUCCUCAGGCUUCGGACGUCACUAGGUCCCGAUCUUCCUCACCUCCAGGUCCCCCGAUUGUGCGAGAUAUUUCUUACGGUGUCGAGCGGAGACCUACUCCAUUCCCGACAAGCCUAACUCAACCCUCGUCAGGGAGCCAACCGGAUGACUCUGCUACAACCUCCCAUGACACUGCCACUGAGCCCUCAAACUUAGUUGUGGAGCUAGAGAAGAGUGUCUCCCAGUCGUCUGCUGAUGCUGUUGUCGAAGAGAAUCCGCAGGAAAUUUCAUCAAGUGAGACUGUUCAUCCGGUGCGAGAGGAGACUCCUGAGUCCGAGAAGGAGGUAUCUGCUUGUGAGCCGUCAUCCCCAGAUACAGUCGUUCAUCAACCUACCGCUACAGACGGUAUUGCAAAGCAGCCAGUUUCAAGUGAUGCCGAGCAGGACUGGGAUCGAGUUUCUGUGCGGGAGUCCAAGGUGAAUGAGGGUGACAACCAACCCCCACCUGGAAUGUUUUGA